This is a messenger RNA of Brassica napus (rape), 909 nucleotides long. Its product is annotated as beta-galactosidase 1-like. Gene Ontology annotation, cellular component: cell wall; vacuole. Lineage: Eukaryota; Viridiplantae; Streptophyta; Magnoliopsida; Brassicales; Brassicaceae. Gene Ontology annotation, molecular function: beta-galactosidase activity. The record is from RefSeq and is a predicted model, not a curated record. Gene Ontology annotation, biological process: carbohydrate metabolic process. The coding region runs from base 220 to 762 and encodes 180 amino acids. The transcript is spliced from 6 exons.
GCCGUGGAGGCUUCAGAUCUCAUAUCUUCCUCCUCCUCCUCUUCAGAUCUCAUCUCUUCCUCCUCCUCCUCUUCUCCGAGCUCGUCGGCGUUGAGUUCUUCUACAGCAGACAGGUCGAACCAAUUUCAUUUACCAGCCGCAUCACGAGUAUCUAGCUCAAACAGAAGGGGAUGGUUUACAAAGUUUGGAGGCCCAGUUCCUUAUCGUCCAGCUGCAGAUAUGGCCUUUUCCGUUGCAAGGUUUAUUCAAAAGGGUGGCUCUUUCAUCAAUUACUAUAUGUAUCACGGUGGAACAAAUUUUGGUCGAACUGCUGGUGGUCCGUUUAUUGCAACCAGCUAUGACUAUGACGCGCCUCUAGACGAAUACGGACUUGAAAGACAGCCUAAGUGGGGGCACUUGAAAUAUUUGCAUAGAGCGAUCAAGCUGUGUGAGCCAGCAUUAGUAUCAGGAGAGCCCACGAGGAUGCCCCUUGGAAACUAUCAAGAGGCUCAUGUGUACAAAUCGAAAUCUGGGGCUUGUUCUGCAUUCUUAGCAAACUACAAUCCAAGAUCUUACGCCAAAGUUUCUUUUGGGAGCAACCACUACAAUCUACCUCCGUGGUCUAUUAGUAUUCUCCCUGACUGCAAAAACACAGUUUACAACACAGCCAGGGUUGGUGCUCAAACCUCAAGGAUGAAGAUGGUUGAGGUUCCUGUUCAUGGAGGAUUAUCUUGGCAGGCAUACAAUGAAGACCCAUCAACUUACAUUGAUAAGACAAGAUAGGCAAGGAGGAGAACUAUCCAAAUUUCAUACAUGACAAAAAAAAACAUAAAAUCCUUACUUAAAAUAAUUUUCAUAUACUAAACCAACACGUAGAGCAGGUGAUCCUUUAGAUCACUUCAACUUUUGUUAACGCUAUUUCUAAUUCUU